UAUGUAAUGCUCUCCUUGGAUGCAAAUGUAAGGAAUGUGUUUUUCACAGAUCAGUACAUUUCUUCUACUGAGACAGAGCUCAUUUAUAAAACAGUACCUGUGAAAAUGGCAGCACAAAAAAGAAAAUCUAUGCUAGUAGAACCCCCUGCUAAGCGUCGGAAACUGGAUAAGAAUAAUAAAUCAGUAACAACUAGCAAAGAAAGAAAAUUGCUUGAUGCCAAACAUGUAUCAAAUAAAAAGACAGUCCUGAAGAAAGAAAUGCACAAAGUCUGUACCAAAACUAACAGGUCAGCUGUCAAUAAAUCCAUACAUAGAUCGUCUAGACCAUCUUCCCAAACUAAGCGAGCACAAAAACACCCCAAGCAGACUUUAAAUGAAUUAAAGAAGAAAACCUGUAAAACAGUAUGUGGGAAAAGAACAUCCUUGAAGUCUUUAGGUAAAUUAUCUUCUACAAAAACGUCCUUGAAAACUUCCAAAACAAAACAUGCAAAAUAUCUGAACUCUACAAAGACCAGGAUCUGUUCUAGAGGGAAAGGAAAACCCAGUGCUGUCAAAAGUAAGACUUCCCAUGAAAGCAAGAAGCAAAAGAAGUCAUCUGCAGAAACUAAAAAGUGUCCUACUGAAGCUGCAUGUAAUAGAUAUUCAGCAUUGCGCAUUAAAUCUACGCAUAAGAACCUGUGUUCUGAAACAAAAUUGAAAAAUUCCAAAAAGGAUACAACUAAAACUAGUAAAUAUCUUAAAAGUAGCAAUGUUAACUUAGAGGUUCUGAAUUCCAAAAACCUUUGUGCAAAAAAAUCAGCCCCUCAAAACCCUGAACCCACACGGGCUAAAACGUUUGGUGACAAAAAAACUUUUGAUUCAGAUCAGGAAAAAAUAUCUACAAGGUCAAUGGGUACUAAUUCUAACAAAAGUGCUGUCAGAAUUCGGCAAGAGCAGUUACAUUUCACCAAAACUAAGGCAGUAUCUCGGAAGGAGAUGGUACAGGAGUUUUCUAAGUCACGUCAUACUGUUUCACAUGAUGAACGUCAAACUAGAAAGUCACCAAGAUUGCUGCAAUCACCUAUUGUACCUACAAAAUCCCUGCGUAGUAGAAAAAUUAAAGAAGGACCUGUUCCUACUACAAAACAAUGCAUCCAGAUGAAAAAACAGGUUCCAUGUAUUAAAAAAGAAAAGGUGGAAUAUUUCCAGCAGAAAAUGGAAGAGAAGCCCCUGAAAAAUGAUGAUUGUAAAAACUUAGGAAGAGAAAUAACAAGUUUUGAGAAAAUUGAUUCUUUGAAAGACAAUAAACAUGAAGAUUUUAAAAGUAAUGAUUUGACUGCUUCUCAAGACACUCUAAGAGAAUCAAGAAAUAAUCUUGAUUGCGUUCUUCAAGAAUCUAGGAUUGAACCUGCCAACACAAUUUCCUGCUCUAUGACAUCAACUUGCAGUAUAAUAAGUAAGGAAAAGAAGACUGUGCCCCGAAAUGGAAAACUCAGUGUAAAAGCCAAGAGAGUUUUGCCGGCCCCAUUGAAUCUAAAACCUGCUUAUCAGCCAGAGGAGGUGAUGAAGUCCAAAAAGAUUAGCAUUCUUGAGCUAUGUGAGGAAAUUGCAGGUGAGAUUGAGUCAGACACAGUGGAGGUAAAAAGAGAUUCUCCUAAUGCUGAAUAUGGAAAGGAGGAAGAAAGAGAUACAGUGGUAGAGUUGCCACAGCCUGUAAUAUCUACUGAUGAGGAAACUAAACAGAACUCCCAAUGUAAGCGAUUUUUUCCUAGCAAAAAAGGAAUGCCUGUAAAAUGUACUGUGAAUGGCAGACAUAGCAUUGCAAACAAAAACUCUAAAUGGACCAAAAUAAAAUUAACGAAGGUUAAUCAUGUGAAUCAAACUCUUUCAAAUUCUUCAAAUACUUCAAAACAUAGUUUUUUAAAGAGCACUGUUCCAGAGGGACAGCAAGCAGGAGCUGUGGAAAUACACCUUCCAGAAAGCCAAAGGAAAUUGAUACAAUCACAAAACAAUGGUAACACAACAUAUGAUCAGAAGUCGAAUACUGCUUGCUUUGAAGGAAUCCAAACUAAAGAUAGGAUGUCACAUGUUGAAGAGCCCACUAUACAGGCUAUAGAAAAUGGUUUGUUUGAGACCAAGCAUUGUUCUGAACCAACAGCAGAUGAGAGCUUCAACUUACAUUUGGACUCAAGUCCAGAAAAUACACCAAUGAAAAUAAUUACAGCACAGCCACCAGUGAAGCAAGUAAAAAAAGAUACUGCAGAAAUCAAAUCUCAAGGUCCAGCUCCCAAACAGUUGGUUCGAACUUUAUUUGCAAAUAAAAUCCCUGAGAUGAAUGAGAGCAGGGCAGGUUCGCCAAAGAUUUCAUUAGCAUCAAAGUGUGGUGGCUUCCUUUCACCUGAAGAACAUAUUCAAAAAUUAAGAGAAGCAGCAAAAGAUAGUGAUAAGCAGCUAAUCAUAGAUGCAGGACAAAAACGAUUUGGAGCCAUUUCAUGCAAUGUUUGUGGGAUGCUUUACACAGCUUCAAAUCCUGAGGAUGAAACUCAGCAUCUGCUCUUUCACAACCAGUUUAUAAGUGCUGUAAAAUAUGUGGGCUGGAAAAAAGAGAGAAUUUUGGCUGAGUAUCCUGAUGGCAAGAUGAUAAUGGUACUUCCCGAUGAUCCAAAAUAUGCGCUAAGAAAGGUUGAUGAGAUCAGAGAGAUGGUAGAUAAUGACCUGGGAUUUCAACAAGCUCCUCUUACAUGCUCCAGAACUAAGACACUAUUAUUUAUUUCUAAUGAUAAAAAAGUAACUGGCUGCUUAAUUGCAGAACAUAUUCAGUGGGGGUAUAGAGUUAUUGAAGAAAAGAUUCCAGAAGUUAGUUCAGAAAAUGAGAAAGUCACGUUUGAAAGGCAAAAAGCUUGGUGCUGCUCAACAUCUCCUGAGCCUGCUAUCUGUGGCAUUAGUCGCAUCUGGGUGUUCAGCAUGAUGCGACGGAAGAAAAUUGCUUCUCGGAUGCUAGAAUGCCUGAGGAGUAACUUCAUAUAUGGCUCAUAUUUAAGUAAGGAAGAAAUCGCGUUUUCUGAUCCUACUCCUGAUGGAAAGCUGUUUGCAACGCAGUACUUUGGUACAAGCCAAUUCCUGGUAUAUAAUUUUCUCAGUGGACAACAACCUGCUUAAAGUGGAAACAUUUAUAGCAAAACGUAAUGAGAAAUUAUUGCUAAAAUCUAUUGCCUGGUUGCAGCUGUUGACCAAGAGAACGGGACACUUAUUAGCAAUGAACUCAGGAGUAAUAACAACCAAAUGAUGGUUGUUGUAUUUUAUUACAACUGUAAACAGUACAGAGGUAGGGUAAUUUUUUUAAAAAGAUAUUUUUAUAAAGAAAUUAUGUACUAUCUAUAGUAAUUUAGUCAUGUUUACAUGCAGCUUAUAAUUGUUCAUAGUGGACUGUCAACUAGUGCGAGAACUGUGGUCACCUUUGAAGUACAUUUUGAAGUUCACGAUGUAGUAAUAUAUCAGGGCGGUGAGAGUUACCAUUGAUUACAGGUCAUUCGUGUUUUGUAUAGCAGUUAAAAUGUCACAUGUUGAAGACCAGCUUAUACCUCUCAAUAAAAGAUGGUCUGCAGCAUGACACAUUGUUUCAGUAUGUACUUUGGGCAUGUCUACACCAGCCCUAUAUCCUGGGAUCGUCCCUGUGCAUCCAAAUGCCACAUAGGGGAUCCCAGGAGCAUUCAGGCACAAUCUCUCCAUUUUCCAGGGAUAACCCUUAGGUGUAGAAAGGGCCUAAGAAUGGAAAUGUUUUAAACUGAAUGUUACAUUAGCCAAUAAAGAGGAGGAAUGUCCCUGACUUCCUCAGUAAUAGCAAACUGAUAUAUAUCUUCAUUUGUGAACUUCACUUUGAUACUUGAACCUAAACCCCUCCAGUUUCAGAGGGUGCAUGUGUUGAAAAACUACUGUGGCCUUUCUUGACCUGUAUAUAAUGUAGAUUU
Molecule: messenger RNA, 3947 nt
Organism: Elgaria multicarinata webbii
Lineage: Eukaryota; Metazoa; Chordata; Lepidosauria; Squamata; Anguidae
Gene: ESCO1
Product: establishment of sister chromatid cohesion N-acetyltransferase 1
Exons: 10
Coding region: 7-3138 (1043 amino acids)
Biological process (GO): mitotic sister chromatid cohesion
Cellular component (GO): chromatin; nucleus
Molecular function (GO): protein-lysine-acetyltransferase activity
Source: RefSeq, a predicted model, not a curated record